This is a messenger RNA of Fragaria vesca subsp. vesca, 936 nucleotides long. RefSeq names its product mitogen-activated protein kinase kinase kinase ANP1-like. Bases 1 to 936 code for a protein of 311 amino acids. Gene Ontology annotation, molecular function: ATP binding; protein kinase activity. The record is from RefSeq and is a predicted model, not a curated record. Gene Ontology annotation, biological process: protein phosphorylation. NCBI's taxonomy places the organism in Eukaryota, Viridiplantae, Streptophyta, Magnoliopsida, Rosales, Rosaceae. The transcript has a single exon.
AUGGGAGCCAUGAAGAGAAAGGCGGCGGAAGUGAGUUUAGUUUCAGGGGAGGAGAAAUGGAGAAGAAAGGUCGGAGCCCUGAAGAGUAAGCCGAAACCGGUGAGCUUUGGUUCCGGAGAAAAGUGGGUCCGAGGAAAAAAAAUCGGAGAAGGAGGCUUCGGUUCCGUGUUUGUUGCAUUCUCCAAGAGUCGCUAUAUGCCGAGAGCCAUGGCGAUAAAAUCGGCGGAAAUGAAUGAAUCCGAUUCCAUCCAGUACGAGCUUCAAGUGUACCAGGAAUUGGAUGGUGAUUCCUGCCCUUUCAUCAUCGAGCACUAUGGGGAAGAGGUUACUCUGAGUAGCAAAGGUGAAAAAUUCUACAACUUGGCCUUGGAGAUUGCUUGGGGAAGCCUUGCCGAGUGGAUCAAGGUUUCCGGUAAGGGGGGGUUGCCGGAAAAGGAGGUGAAGGGGUAUGCCGGUCAGAUACUCAAAGGGGUGAAACACAUGCACGAUUGUGGGUAUGUGCAUUGUGAUUUAAAGCCGGACAACAUAUUGCUUGUGGGGGAUGUAAAUGUGGAUGGAAAGCCUGUGUUUACGGCUAAAGUCGGUGACUUUGGCUUGGCUAAGAAGGAGGAGGAGGUUGAGGGAGGAUGGAGAGGCACCCCUAACUAUUUAGCUCCGGAGACUAUAACCGAAAAUAGACAAGAAAAACCUAGUGAUAUUUGGGCUGUUGGGUUAAUUGUGCUUGAAAUGCUAACCGGAGAGCGUGCCCGGCAUCUUUUCUACGAGAGUGAGACUGGUUGUUUCUGCAUUGUUGACAGAAGAAUGAAGCCCGAAAUUCCGGAUACACUAUCGACAGUUGCUAUGGAGUUCAUUGACUUUUGCUUGGAGGAAGUACCGGAGCAUAGAUGGACAGCUGAAGAGCUUCUGUCUCUUCCUUUUGUGGCAGCUGUUAGAUAG